Messenger RNA from Triplophysa rosa, 1915 nucleotides. It is a transcript of the gene ebf3b, whose product is annotated as EBF transcription factor 3b. The transcript has 16 exons. Gene Ontology annotation, biological process: regulation of transcription by RNA polymerase II. The record is from RefSeq and is a predicted model, not a curated record. Gene Ontology annotation, molecular function: RNA polymerase II cis-regulatory region sequence-specific DNA binding; DNA-binding transcription factor activity, RNA polymerase II-specific. Lineage: Eukaryota; Metazoa; Chordata; Actinopteri; Cypriniformes; Nemacheilidae. Bases 4 to 1593 code for a protein of 529 amino acids.
AUCAUGAAGGAGGAGCCGCUGGCUGGUCUGGGGUCAGUUCGCCCCUGGGUGCAAGAUGAGUCCGUACAUGCGAAAUCUCGUACUCACAGAGGUGUGGGUCUCGCCCGGGUACACUUCGAGAAACAGCCACCUGCCAAUCUGCGCAAGUCAAACUUCUUUCACUUUGUGUUGGCCUUAUAUGAUAGUCAGGGUCAAUCUGUGGAAAUUGAACGCACUGCAUUUGUGGGCUUUGUUGAAAAGGAGAAGGAGCCAGAAAAUGAGGAGACUAACAAUGGAGUUCAUUACAAACUCCAGUUACUGUACAACAAUGGUGUCAGGACAGAGCAAGAUCUGUACAUCCGUUUAAUCGACUCUAUGACAAAAGAGGCAAUUGUGUUUGAAGGUCAAGAUAAAAAUCCUGAAAUGUGUCGUGUUCUUCUCACACAUGAGACAAUGUGCAGCCGAUGUUGUGAUAAGAAAAGUUGUGGAAACAGGAAAGAGACCCCAUCAGACCCCAUCAUUAUUGACAGGUUCUUCCUAAAAUUCUUUCUCAAAUGUAAUCAAAAUUGUCUGAAGAAUGCAGGGAACUCACGAGACACACGUCGUUUUCAGGUGAUAGUCUCCACCACAGCCUCUGUUAAGGGCCAUGUUCUAGGCAUUUCUGAUAACAUGUUUGUCCACAACAAUUCGAAACAUGGCAGAAGAGAAAGACGACUGGAAUUUGCUGAAGCUGAGAUCCCUUGCAUUAAGGCGAUCAGUCCCAGUGAGGGUUGGACGGCAGGUGGAGCUUCAGUUAUUAUUAUUGGAGAACAGUUCUUCAAUGGUCUGGAGGUGGUUUUUGGAUCGAUGCUGAUUUGGAGUGAGGUGAUCACACCGCAUGCAAUUCGUGUGCAGACUCCACCUCACCACGUUCCUGGUGUGGUCGAAGUUACGCUGUCCUACAAAUCGAAACAUUUCUGCAGGGGAGCUCCAGGGCGCUUUAUUUACACUGCUUUACAUGAGCCAACAAUCGACUAUGGGUUUCAGCGACUGCAAAGGGUCAUGCCUCGUCAACUGGGCGACGUAGAAAAAUUUCCAAAAGAAUUCUUACUAAAGAGAGCAGCUGACCUCAUAGAGACAUUUUAUGGAACGCCUCACAACAACCAGGAAAUCAUCCUGAAGCGUGCGUCUGACAUACCAGGUGCCCUCCACAGAGUGCCACGGAACCCAAACCUGCACAGCAUUAUGGGAGUCAACUCCUUUGACAGACAAUUAACUAUGAACACAGACUUUUCACAGGAAGUAGAACGAGGUUUCAGUCAGAGUUUAAACAAUGGCUUUUCAAGCAGCACAACUCGACAGUGUGACUUCAGUAUUGCCAACGCGGGCAUGAAUGUGCAAGCAGACGCACGCUCCUCUAUGCCAAGACUCACUCACUCGUCCAUGUCUGGGCACACGCAAACACGCACCAGCUCUGUGCCAAACUUCCCGCCGGCUGCCACACAGGGGGUCUUCAACAGUCCCACUGCAGACACACAACACUACGUUGUGAAACAAAAAAGUGCAUUUGCUCCUGUUCUGAAGCAACAGUCCUCACAAGGUCCACCUCCCAUUUGUAGACCAUGCAUGGACUAGCAACAAGCUUCAAACUUCCCAGACAUGGUCAAUCUCUAUUCUGAACCUGAUGAUGAUCUCAAUGCACACAAUGAUAAAAAGAAAUUGAAUUCAGCAUCAAGAUAGUUUUUUACUGUCAGCAAAGAUGUGUGUACCUUGUAGUGAUCUGCUGUGACCCCUGGUGUUUGUAAAACAGGAAGAACUACUGUACUGAACUGUUGUACUCUCUGUGCUCUGAUGUAACAAUAUGAUAAAUAAAAUAUGUGGUAUAGGUGAGACCUCGGCAACCCUAUUUUUUCAUUCAACUCUGUAUAUUCAGGAGGUUCUUAAAAGGGAACGAAAA